Molecule: messenger RNA, 210 nt
Organism: Geodia barretti
Lineage: Eukaryota; Metazoa; Porifera; Demospongiae; Tetractinellida; Geodiidae
Source: the annotation of a GenBank genome assembly
AUAUCUAGCCUCCAGCAGUCUCCUUGGCUGUUUCCCUAUGAGAAGCUAGAGUUUCUGGAAGAGUUGGGUUCGGGGGCAUUUGGAGUCGUCAAAAAAGCUCUGGCCCACAGUCUCCAGCCUGGAGAACCUGCUACUGUCGUGGCAGUGAAAAUGCUGAAAGACAAUGCCGGCCCAGACGAUGAAGAAAAGGACCUCAUUUCAGAGCUGAAA